Nerophis lumbriciformis (worm pipefish) is the source of this 1605-nucleotide messenger RNA. NCBI's taxonomy places the organism in Eukaryota, Metazoa, Chordata, Actinopteri, Syngnathiformes, Syngnathidae. The record is from RefSeq and is a predicted model, not a curated record.
AUGAACUCACUAAACAACACACUCGGGGCGCUUAGGCCUGUACUGCGACGAAACCAGAGACACUUGAUGACAGGCUUUCCGAUUCUAAGCGUUUUGAUUUGGUUACCGAUCUUUGGUGCUGGUUUGCUGCUUGUUGCCGGUGAAAAGCGCAGCGCUCUGGUACGUUGGCUGGCGUUGCUGGUGGCGAGCGCUACCUUUCUGUUGAGUCUGUCGUUGUACACCGGCUUCGAUGCCGGCAUCGCCACGAUGCAGUUUGAACAGGAGCAGCCGUGGAUUGAGACCUUCGGGAUCAACUAUCACCUCGGCAUCGAUGGCAUUUCACUGCCGUUGAUACUGUUGACCAGUUUUAUCACCGUGUUGGUCAUCGCGGGCGGCUGGGAAGUCAUCAAAGUUCGAGUGGCUCAGUACCUGGCUGCGUUCCUGGUGCUCGAAGGACUGAUGAUUGGUGUGUUCAGCGCGCUGGACGCGAUUCUGUUUUAUGUUUUCUUUGAAGCCAUGCUCAUUCCGAUGUUUCUAAUCAUUGGGAUGUGGGGUGGACCAAACAGGGUCUACGCCACGUUGAAGUUCUUUUUGUAUACCUUCCUCGGCUCGGUCUUCAUGCUAGUCGCACUAAUUUACCUGUAUCGGCAGGGUGGCAGUUUCUCUAUUCUGGCUAUGCACCAGCAACCGCUAGGAUUGCAGCCCCAGAUCUGGGUGUUUCUUGCAUUCUUGAUUGCCUUCGCGGUGAAGAUACCCAUUCCGGUGCAUACCUGGCUGCCCGAUGCGCACGUCGAGGCACCAACUGGCGGCUCAGUGAUUCUGGCGGCGAUCAUGCUGAAGAUCGGCGGCUAUGGAUUCUUGCGUUUCUCGCUACCCAUUACGCCUGAUGCCAGCGCCCACCUUGACUGGUUACUGAUCACCUUGUCCUUGAUUGCGGUCGUCUAUAUCGGCUUUGUAGCACUGGUCCAGGAGGACAUGAAGAAACUGAUUGCCUAUUCCUCGAUAAGUCAUAUGGGCUUUGUGACGUUGGGAAUAUUUAUUGCCUUUGCAGUUCUGGCCCGAGCUGACAACCCGCAAUCUGCUGGUUUGGGAGUCGAAGGGGCGAUCGUUCAAAUGGUGUCGCACGGAUUUAUCUCAGCGGCAUUGUUUUUCUGUAUCGGCGUGAUGUACGACCGCAUGCACUCGCGCCAAAUUAAGGACUACGGUGGAGUGGUCAAUACCAUGCCGUGGUUUGCCGGUUUUAUGGUGCUGUUUGCGAUGGCCAAUUCCGGCUUGCCAGGCACCUCGGGAUUCGUUGGUGAAUUUAUGGUGAUCCUGGGCGCUUUUCAGGCCAACUUUUGGUUUGCUUUUCUGGCAGCCGUCACCUUGAUCGUUGGCGCGGCAUACUCGCUGUGGCUGAUCAAACGAGUCAUUUACGGCGCGGUCGUGAACCCCAAAGUCGCUCAGCUAAGGGAUAUCAAUCGGCGCGAGGUGCUGAUCCUCGGCAGCCUGGCAGUGGCGGUUCUUGCAGUGGGCAUUUGGCCCCAACCAUUGGUUGAGGUGAUGCAUGCCUCGGUCGACAAUUUGCUAACUCACGUGGCAGCUGGAAAGAGUGAUGCUGCGGCGAUCGCAGUGGGAGCACGCUAG